Molecule: messenger RNA, 4673 nt
Organism: Microcebus murinus (gray mouse lemur)
Lineage: Eukaryota; Metazoa; Chordata; Mammalia; Primates; Cheirogaleidae
Gene: RHOBTB1
Product: Rho related BTB domain containing 1
Biological process (GO): small GTPase-mediated signal transduction
Molecular function (GO): GTPase activity; GTP binding; protein binding
Source: RefSeq, a predicted model, not a curated record
CGAGCGGCGGCCGCCACGGCGGCGGAGCUAGGUGCCGGGCGCUGCGUUCCGCCCGGCCGCCCCGCCUGGGAGCGGGUGGGGGCAGGAGCGGGGAGGGCUCGCGGGUGGAAAGGGGCGAGCCCCUCUCGUCCGGACGGGCAGGCGCGGCGCGGGCGAGCCGGCGCGGCGAGGCAGUGCCAUGCUGCCUUUGUGCAAAGUUGGGCGGCGGGCGGCGCGCCGCGCGCAGGGGCCCCGCACACCCGCGACCGCGCGCAGUCGUGGCUGCUGCUGAGUGGCGGGGGCCCCCCCCCGCUCCCCCCGGCCCUUGAAGGCGGAGAGAGCUCGCGUCUCGCUCGGCUCCAGGGUAAGUCCAGCUGUGAGCAGGGUGUUCUGUUCUUCACUUCCAGCAAGCCAGCACUCUGGAGCUGGAAGAAACUUGAUAUAAUAAUAGUUGACAUUUAUUGAGCAUGAAUCAAGGUUCAGAGUUUUAUAAAUGGAAACUGACAUGGACUACGAAAGACCCAACGUUGAAACCAUCAAGUGUGUGGUCGUGGGCGACAACGCCGUGGGGAAGACGCGUUUGAUCUGCGCCAGGGCGUGUAACACCACACUCACGCGCUAUCAGCUGCUGGCCACCCACGUCCCAACCGUGUGGGCGAUUGACCAGUACCGUGUCUGCCAGGAGGUCUUGGAACGUUCCCGGGAUGUCGUUGAUGAAGUGAGCGUGUCUCUAAGGCUUUGGGACACUUUUGGCGAUCAUCACAAAGACAGACGUUUUGCAUAUGGCAGGUCCGAUGUUGUGGUCCUCUGUUUUUCAAUCGCUAAUCCCAAUUCCCUAAAUCAUGUGAAAACCAUGUGGUAUCAAGAAAUCAAGCACUUUUGCCCUCGAACACCUGUUGUACUCGUUGGCUGCCAGCUUGAUCUCCGCUAUGCCGAUCUGGAAGCUGUUAAUCGAGCCAGGCGCCCGUUAGCAAGGCCCAUCAAGAGAGGGGAUAUUUUGCCCCCAGAGAAAGGCCGAGAGGUUGCAAAGGAACUCGGCAUACCUUACUAUGAAACAAGCGUGUUCGACCAGUUCGGAAUCAAGGAUGUGUUUGACAAUGCGAUCCGAGCAGCGCUGAUCUCCCGCCGCCACCUGCAGUUCUGGAAAUCCCACUUAAAGAAAGUCCAGAAACCUUUACUUCAGGCACCCUUCCUACCUCCAAAAGCCCCUCCACCGGUCAUCAAAAUUCCAGCGUGUCCCUCCACGGGGACGAAUGAAGCUGCCUGUUUACUGGACAAUCCUCUGUGUGCCGACGUCCUGUUCAUCCUUCAGGACCAGGAACCCAUCUUUGCACAUCGAAUUUACCUCGCUACCUCUUCUUCCAAAUUUUAUGAUCUGUUUCUAAUGGAAUGUGAGGAAUCCCCGAGUUGGGGUGAAGGAGCUUGUGAGAAAGAGAAGCAGAGUAGGGAUUUGCAGGGGCGGACAUUGAGUGUUAACCUGGACGAGGAAAGGGAGGAGGGCCCCCCUGCGACCCCCCAGGCUGAGCAGUGGAAGUCCUCAAGCGGGAGCCUGUUGGAGACUCCGGGUCUGGAAGCCGAGGGCUCGGGUCCCGAGACGACGCAGACUUUGUCCGGCUGGAGUAAGGGUUUCAUUGGCAUGCACAGGGAAAUGCAAGUCAAUCCCAUUUCAAAGCGGGUGGGCCUGGUGACUGUGGUCAGGAUGGACUCCUCAGUCCAGCCAGGCCCUUUCCGAACCCUGCUCCGGUUUCUUUAUACGGGGCAACUGGAUGAAAAGGAAAAGGAUUUGGUGGGCCUGGCUCAGAUCGCAGAGGUCCUAGAGAUGUUUGAUUUGAGGAUGAUGGUGGAAAACAUCAUGAACAAGGAAGCCUUCAUGAACCAGGAGAUUACGAAAGCCUUUCACGUCAGGAAAGCCAAUCGGAUAAAGGAGUGUCUCAGCAAGGGGACGUUCUCAGACGUGACAUUUAAAUUGGAUGACGGAGCCAUCGGUGCCCACAAGCCACUGCUGAUCUGUAGCUGCGAGUGGAUGGCCGCCAUGUUCGGGGGGUCAUUUGUGGAAAGCGCCAACAGUGAGGUGUGUCUCCCGAACAUAAACAAGAUAUCAAUGCAAGCAGUACUGGAUUAUCUCUAUACCAAGCAGUUGUCACCUAACUUGGACCUGGACCCACUGGAAUUAAUUGCCUUGGCAAACAGAUUUUGCCUGCCACACUUGGUUGCACUUGCAGAGCAGCACGCGGUUCAGGAGUUGACCAAGGCCGCGAUGAGUGGCGUGGGCAUUGACGGGGAAGUGCUCUCUUAUUUGGAACUGGCCCAGUUUCACAAUGCCCACCAGUUGGCCGCUUGGUGUUUGCACCACAUCUGCACCAACUACAACAGCGUGUGUUCCAAGUUCCGCAAGGAAAUCAAAUCGAAAUCUGCAGACAACCAGGAAUACUUUGAGCGGCACCGCUGGCCCCCCGUGUGGUACCUGAAGGAAGAGGACCACUACCAGCGCGUGAAAAGGGAACGAGAGAAGGAAGACAUUGCACUAAAGAAACAUCACUCCAGACGAAAGUGGUGCUUUUGGAAUUCAUCUCCGGCGGUCGCCUGAAGAGGAAGAGGGAAAAAAAAAACAAAUCAGUAAUCUGAUACGCCACUUUUCAAAGCACUACUGUAAAAUUAGUCUUCUUAUUAGCGAUAUGAUGUAGUUCAGGUUUCAGGCACUGACCUUCCUCCACUUUUGUGCAUUUAUCUUUGUUAGGAUCAAAGCACAAGCUCACCAUCAAUGAGCCUGGACAAAAAGGGAAGCUGACUCACUGCAUUCCUUAAACUAAUAUGUAUAUAUAUAUUUUUUUUUGGUUAGGAGGCUUAAUAAACUUUAGUCCGUUAUUUUGUUUCUUUUUAUACAAAGAAAAAAAAAUCCAGCUUUCAUGUUUCUGAUUCCAAAUUGGAAAAUAUUUUUAUAUGGUCUCUUGUAUUUUGUUGAAAUGAAAAUACUAUGUAUUACUUUAUUUUACAGGCCACAAAUUGACUACGAAGUCGCCCUGUGAUUUCUCUUUGCCCACAUGACCACCAAGCAUUAUUGCAUAAUUAGAGGGUUAUCCUUUUGUUGUGAAGUAAAGGGUGGGACUUACAUCCCCCCCCAAAGCGCAAGCUGGAGAAUGUUUAAUCUUUGUUCUGCUGAAUCACAUCGGUAUCAUUACCAAGUCAACUCCAAGAGUGUGUAUUUACAAUAUUCACCGUGUAAGUGCUACUAAUUAUAUGGUUAUACGUGCCAUGUAAAAUAUAGUGAUAUCAAAUAUUCUGUUGUUUAAAAUGUCUAGAUUCAAGAGGAUAAUCUUUGUAAUCAUUAGAAGGGCUUAUUAAAUCCCAGCAUUAUCCAGGGCAAACCCGCUGGUGGACCUGAAUACGUAAGAUACCAUUAGAGCAUCGGUGUUUGGAUUGCUGUGUUAGGGUUUAUGUCUCUCAGUGUUCCUCGAUCUCGCCAUGCCUCUGCAUGCAGAUUCUCCACUGACUUGAAUUGAGAUGGGCAAGAGUCCCCAGACUCCGUCCCGCCAUCCACAGGCUUGUCACAUCUCACCACCGAAAAACAGGCUUCCUCAGGUCUCUCACCUGUGGCCAACUUCACUUUAUAAGACCCACAUUUUUAACUCUUCCCAGGGAAAAUCCACGUCGCCGCAGAAGCAGGCAAAGGCAGACCACCCACUCCUGCUGCCUUUCAGCAGGGCCUGUGAAAGCACAGAGCUGGAGGCCGGGUCCCUGCCUUCUCCAACACAGAAAGGAAUCUAAUUCCAAGAGUCUAAGAAAUGGUGCUAUUGUGAGUUAGUUCUGACCCUUUGUCAUUCUGAGUUUUCAGUGUUAAAAUAGAAAGUGUAGAGCAGGGGAGCUUUCCUGAGGCAGUCAAUCAUUACUUGGGUAUAAAGUAAAAUGUUACAGCACACACACACACAUACACACACACACACACACAUACACACACACACACACACACACACACACAGCAUUUUAAGGCCACAGCUCCACACCUGCCGUGGAUGUUGUGUGGCAAGGGCUGCUGCUCAUUCUGUUGGAAGGUCAACUUGCUGAUGCUAAGGGCUGUUUCCUGUUCUUAUUUUUUCGUUUGUUUGUUUAACUUUUCAGAGAAGAUGAAAAAAAGAUAGUUGAGUCCAAACUCCAACGUUGACAGCCGUAUGCAUUUGCAAAUCUAUUUAGAUUACAGAGGGGCAUUUAAUACUGGCAGUGGAAACAUACCAGAUACGACAGCUUGGAGAGGCCCAGAAAUGCAUCACCUUCUCAUGACAAAAGAGGUGGCAGUGGAGUAGAAAUAGUUGUAAAUGCAGCCACCUUAAUGUUUUUCCAAUAGGGUUGUAAAUCAUUAAUGAAAGGAGAAAGGAGAUGGAAUAAGAGGAUAAAUGUCAAGACUCAGGAAGAAUUGGCAUGUAUCCCAUCGUAAAAUAGUAGAGGUUGAGUUUUGAAUGAGUAGUCAUAGUUGAAUUUUUUUACAACCAAAGCUCCCAUUUGAUUGUAAUCUUGCCAAAAUGUCAUGGACAUGUAAAUGAACUUGGGGUAUAAGCAAUAAUAUCCACUAGUGUUGUUAUCAGCUGCUGAAACCAAGUGGCUGGUUCAUUUGGUUGAUGCUGAUUAUGGCCUUUAACCAUGGUGGUUUCUUGUGUGUUUUUUAUUUCACAAAAAGCCAAUAAAAUUGUUUAGCUAUAAAA